UCUAAAAACAGCCUGUGACACUCAGUGGAUUGCCAGCUAGGGAGCAAUGCGAUCCGUUCGAAGGAGCUUUGAGGACAGCAACGAGCGCCUAAGCAGGCCCAGUGACUCUGCAUUGUUCUAAAGGAGUAGACAUCUUUAAUCUUUGCCAAGUCAGUUCUUUAGGGAUUGAGGGACCGUUGGGGGACUGUUUGUUGCUAUUCCUAAAGACAGCAGUAGUGGUUUUGUUUUUCCACUGUGCAAUGAAUAUAUCUCUGGGGUAUUCACAUUCCACAAAGCAAGACAGCAACAUGGACAGCUUGGAGAAACAGCUCAUUUGCCCCAUCUGUUUGGAGAUGUUUACCAAACCGGUGGUGAUUCUCCCUUGUCAACACAACCUUUGUCGAAAAUGUGCCCAAGAUAUUUUCCAGGCCUCAAACCCUUAUCUAUCGACCAGAGGAACCACGGUAUCUUCAGGGGGACGUUUCCGCUGCCCGUCCUGCAGACAUGAGGUGGUCCUGGACAGACAUGGAGUCUAUGGCCUGCAGAGGAACCUGCUGGUGGAGAAUAUCAUUGACAUGUACAAACAAGAACAGGAGUCCUCAAGCAGCAAGCCUGAGCCUGAGCCUGCCAAGUGUGACCAGCCCAUGUGUGAGGAGCAUGAGGGUGAGAAGAUCAACAUCUACUGUGUGACAUGUGGCGUGCCCACCUGCUCUCUCUGCAAGGUGUUCGGAGCCCACAAAGACUGUGAUGUGGCCCCACUCAACACUGUGUUCAAUAAGCAAAAGACUGAGUUGACUGACUGUAUAGCCAUGCUAGUGGGGAACAACGACAGGAUUCAAGGCAUCAUGAGUCAACUGGAUGAGACCUGUAAGACAGUUGAGGAGAAUGGCAGGAGGCAGAAAUCCAAAGUGUGUGAAAGUUUCGAUCACCUUUAUGCCGUCCUGGAGGAGCGGAAAGGAGACAUGACCCUGAAGAUCAACGCAGAGAAACAGGAGAAACUGGACUAUAUAAACGGCCUUAUGAGGAAGUAUAGAGAGCACCUGGAGAACAUGGCAAAGAUUGUGGAGACAGGGAUACAGACAAUGGAGGAGUCAGAGAUGGCUACUUUCCUGCAGACUGCAAAGCCUCUUCUACAAAAGCUCAUUGCAGGCACUAACAUCUCCCACCUGGACAAAGUGGAGCGUGGCUAUGACAACAUGGAUCACUACACAGCUAACUUUGAGCGGGAGAGGAGGGUACUGCUCACUAUAGACUUUGUGAAAGAUGUUGAAGACGAUGAAGAAUUUGAAGAUGGAGAAGAGGAAGUAGAAUUGAGGCGGAUGACAGGGGCGACCCAUACAGAUGUCUCCCCCUCUGCUGCAGGGCCCUCUGUCGUUAAGGCCAACCCUCCACAGCCCCAGCAGCAAACAGCACCCCCACCCCUUCCUCAGAGACCUAUUGAGAUCCUAGGUGUCAUGGCUACCCUGGCCAACCCACAGGGCCCCGUCCGUGCCACAACCCCAGUACAAUUCCCAUCCCUAACCCCAACACCAACUGCCACCACACAGGCCAGCCCAGUCCACUUCCCAACCACAACCCCUGUUCAGUUCCCAAACACAAAUCUGGUUAACUUCCCAUCAGCGGAGCCACCGACACAGAUGACUUCUGAUGCGGCAUCAAGUCAGCAAAACACAGAUGACAAAGAUGGACCCAAACACGUCUUCUCCUUUUCUUGGCUGAACAACCAGAAGUAGAUGUUCAUUUUACCUCAAGACAUUGUUGUACUACUAGGUAUUGUUUUGGUUGAGUCAGCAUCCCGCUGCAGGCACGGUUUAAAUAAUUACUAUGUUACCGUUAUAUAACUGUAAUUUCUCUGUAAAUCCUCUCUAGCAUUUCUAUACUACCGUAAAAACAAAUGUCAUUGGGCAGAUUUCUGGCUUGAGAAAGCCGUGCGUAAUUUGGCACACAUUUUGGCAAUAGAUUUACGCGUGAGUCAGAAAAACGUCUCAAUGUAUUAAAACACUCAAUUUAGUCUACACAGCAAGCAAUGAAUAUAACUUUGGAAACUUUUUUUAUUACAAAUAUAAAUAUCAGACAUUCUCUUGCACAACAAAUAUGAUUGGUUGCUGAUAGUCAUAUGAUUGACCUAUUUUAUUAUCAAACUUGAAGCAGUUGUACAAUGAGAGGGAAUUCCAGAGAGAGAGGAUGAAUGUUUGGACAAUAUAUACAAAAUACGUUAUGCUUGAAUAUAAGUUAAAGAACAUUAAAGGAUAUUUGUGUUCAGCA
Molecule: messenger RNA, 2244 nt
Organism: Oncorhynchus nerka (sockeye salmon)
Lineage: Eukaryota; Metazoa; Chordata; Actinopteri; Salmoniformes; Salmonidae
Product: E3 ubiquitin-protein ligase TRIM63-like
Exons: 9
Coding region: 240-1712 (490 amino acids)
Biological process (GO): protein ubiquitination
Cellular component (GO): cytoplasm
Molecular function (GO): zinc ion binding; ubiquitin protein ligase activity
Source: RefSeq, a predicted model, not a curated record